CAAAAUUACAGAUGUGCAAGCAUCACGCCAUAUGAUAAGUCUUCGGCUAGACAUAAAGAAAUCACUGACUCCAUAACGCACUGUUUGGCAAAAGACAUGAUGCCCAUACACGCCGUUAGUAAAGUGGGAUUUCAGAAAAUGAUCCACACACUGGACAAGAGGUACCAACUGCCCUGUCGAAACUAUUUCUCUCAAAUAGCGAUCCCUAAACUUUAUAACUCGCCCCGUGACGAAGUUCAAAAGGAAAUGGCUACGGUGACGUUCUUUUCAACCACUACGGACCUGUGGUCAAGCAGGACAAGUGAACCGUAUAUUAGCUUGACUGUGCACUUUGUCGACGAGGAGUUUGAAUUGAAAAGCCACUGCCUGCAAACAUCGUACUUCCCCGCCGACCACACAGGAGAAAACAUAGCCUUGGGCUUGAGAGAGGCACUGGCUGCGUGGGACCUCUGCCAAGGGGCGUCAGGUAGCCAUAACAACAGACAACGGCACUAACAUGGUCAAAGCAGUGGAGCUUAAUCAGUGGACUAGAAUCCAGUGUUUUAGUCAUAGACUUCAUUUGGCCAUUGAAAAUGCUCUGAAAAAGAAUGCACAAUGCAUUAACAGAGCUACUGGGAUAUGCAGGAAGAUUGUGGGCCACUUCUCCCAUAGUUGGAAGAAAAGAGUGGCCUUGAGGGAAGCACAACGAGAGCUCAACCUCCCAGAGCAUGCCAUGGUGACAGACUGCGCAACACGAUGGGGUUCCACUCAGAAAAUGAUAGAAAGAGUCCUGGAGCAGCAAAGUGCAUUGUCCAAGGUUCUCUCUACAGACCGCAAAGUGCGACACCUACUCCCUUCUUGGCAGGACCUGGAGGUCUUGGAAUCUGUAAACAAGGCACUCAGCCCUCUACAGGACUUCACGGAUGCCUUAUCGGGUGAAAGUUAUGUGAGCAUAUCUUGUGUUAAAUCUGCUCUGCAUCUUCUGAACACAUCAGUGCUGGCUGAAGACGAAGCAGACACUGAGCUGACCAAGUCACCGAAAUCCAACAUUCUUAGCUACCUCAACAGCAAAUAUGAAGGCAUUCAGGACUUGCUAAACUUCACCACUUUCCUAGACCCAAGGUUCAGAACACAACACAUCUCUGAAGAAGAGACCCAGACCUUAAAGGAACGAGCCAUAUCUGAGUUGAUCGAAAUUCACGGCCAGCAGUAUGUAGCCCAAAGCCCUGCAGUGAUGGACAAUAAUAGCAUAGAUGUGGAAAGUCCACCUGCUGCUAAAGCCAAGAAGACAACUCUGGCCAGUUUCUUUAAGGAAACCACAUGCACAGCACCAAGAGCACCAUUGUCAUCCACAUUUGAUUCCAUGGCACAGUUAAGAGAAGCAGUGGCCUCUGAACUCAAUGUUUACAUUUACAUGCCAUGUGUAGACCAUGGAGAAGAUCCACUGAAAUGGUGGAAGACACACAAAGUCAGCUUCCCUAGGCUAUGCAAACUAGCACAGACAUAUCUGGGCAUACAAGCAACAAGCUCUGCAUCAGAGAGAGCUUUUAGUGCUAGUGGUAAUGUUGUGACAAAUCAUCGCUCCUGUCUGAAACCAGAGAAAGUCGAUAUGCUUGUGUUUUUGUCAAAGAACCUCUAAUGCGAUAAGAUUAACUGUUUAGAAAGAGGAUUUGGAAGUUGGUCAUUUAAGAUUUAGUGGUUUGGGUUUUCAACAGUUUUUACAGAGAGUAUAUGUUACAUCCUGAGUAAAUGUCCAUGUUUGUUUGGACAAAAAAGUUAAAAAAUCUUAUUUUUGUGAAAAUGUGUAUGUUAUUAUUUGUCUUAUUUAUUUAGCUUUACUUUUGAGAAAAUAAGUUUACAUAAAUGCAAAUGUUCAUUUUUGUAUUUAAUUUGAAAACGUUUCUAGUUUUACAAAUACACAUUUUAGCAUUAUCACUAAUCUGUGUGUGCAUUUUCCUUUAAAACCCAUCAAGUUGACUCAUGAUACAAUUUAUUAUAAUCGCAAUCGCAUA
Molecule: messenger RNA, 1991 nt
Organism: Rhinichthys klamathensis goyatoka
Lineage: Eukaryota; Metazoa; Chordata; Actinopteri; Cypriniformes; Leuciscidae
Product: zinc finger BED domain-containing protein 4-like
Exons: 3
Coding region: 497-1618 (373 amino acids)
Molecular function (GO): protein dimerization activity
Source: RefSeq, a predicted model, not a curated record